Molecule: messenger RNA, 1230 nt
Organism: Loxodonta africana (African savanna elephant)
Lineage: Eukaryota; Metazoa; Chordata; Mammalia; Proboscidea; Elephantidae
Exons: 5
Coding region: 1-1116 (371 amino acids)
Biological process (GO): protein polyubiquitination
Molecular function (GO): ubiquitin protein ligase activity; metal ion binding
Source: RefSeq, a predicted model, not a curated record
AUGCUGGGUGAAUCAUCCCUUCCUGGACCAUGCGUCUCCCAGAGCCUCUUCUCCCCACUCAGCUCCAAGUUCAGGGCUGGGCUAGCUCCAGGCCCUAGAGGGGCUAACCAUGUCUCCUCUCCUUUCUCUUCCCUCUACAGCUAUCAGCACCCACAGCCCCCCUGCCCCCUGGAGUGGAGCCGAUGCCAUUCAGAGCCACACCUGGCCCUGCUGGGGCCCCGCCUGGGGCUAACCCGGAGGAGCUCUGAGCCCACCUACCUGCCUUCUGCGGCUGUGGGUCGGAGUUUGGCCCCGGCCUGGCGGGGCACCCAGCCUAGGCUGGGCAGUCCAGCUAACAAGGUGGAAGAUGUUGGUGGCAGUUCCUGGAGGCCCCUGUUUCUUCCAUCUGCUGACAAGGAUCACAGCUACUCCCAGGAGUCUCAGCCAAAGUCAGACCUUGCCAAGGAGCUUGUGGCCUCACUUCAGAGCCUGGACCUUGAGGAGGAGCAGGACAGUCAGGACGUAGUAUGUGGCAUCUGCAUGGAAAAGGUGUGGGGCAAGCCAGAGGCUGAGCGGGUUUUUGGCAUCCUGCCCAACUGCUCCCACUCUUACUGCCUGGGCUGUCUUCGCACCUGGCGCAUGAACCGGCAGGACUUCUCACUCAACAUCAUCAAGGCCUGCCCCCAGUGCCGUGUCCAUUCCAGCUACGUCAUCCCCCACAAGUUCUGGGUGAGCAAGGGGCCCCAGAAGGAACAACUCAUCCAGAGCUUCAAAGCCCGAACCAGCCAAAUCCGAUGCCGGUUCUUCAUGCGGGGGAAUGGCCGCUGCCCCUUCAAGUCUGACUGCAUCUACAUGCACCAGCUCCCUCCUGAGGCCUCGAUCGCUGGUCCUGCCUGGCCUGAGAGUGUGCAGCUGGCCUCUGGGAGUGAGGUGGUAACAGCAGGGAUAUGGGGCAGGGGAGGCUGCUGGUCAUGGCUUAUAGCCCCUGCAAUACAUGCAAAACCUCUGUAUGAUGUUAAUGGUGCUGGCUUAGAUAUGGCAUCUUUGUUCCAUGUACAGCCUGCCCAAGCUGACACAUCACCCUUGAGUUCCCUGUUUCUGGGACAGUUAGAGUUGAAGCUGAUGGGUGUUCCCUGACUUCUCUCUCCACUCCCAGGCACUGAGUCCAGCAGCAUUCCUAGGGGCCUCUGAGCUGGAGGACAAAGUGGUCUUCACGGAUUAUGCCCUGGCCAUGGCCUUCUGGGGUUCAGA